Messenger RNA from Humulus lupulus (European hop), 2488 nucleotides. RefSeq names its product scarecrow-like protein 6. Bases 247 to 2337 code for a protein of 696 amino acids. Gene Ontology annotation, cellular component: nucleus. The record is from RefSeq and is a predicted model, not a curated record. The transcript has 2 exons. Lineage: Eukaryota; Viridiplantae; Streptophyta; Magnoliopsida; Rosales; Cannabaceae. Gene Ontology annotation, molecular function: sequence-specific DNA binding; DNA-binding transcription factor activity. Gene Ontology annotation, biological process: regulation of DNA-templated transcription.
GCACUUUACCACUUUUAUAGGCUGCACGCAUCCAAAUAGCAAAAAACAGAGGGAAGACAAAGUACUCCAAAAUCCAAAAUACAAACCAGAAGAGAAGAAGAAUUGAACAAGAAGAACAACGAAGAGGACGAGUGUGAUGACUCGUAUUAAAAAAUGGAAAAUGGGUGUUUGAGCUAUUGUGACAUCGAUACGAAUUGACCUUUUCCUUGAGCUUUUCCUGAAGAAGAAGAAGCCAUAGCAGCUGAGAUGAAGACGGCCAUGCCCCUACCCUUUGAGGAGUUUCAAGGGAAGGGGGUCUUGGAUUUCUCUUCUACUGCUUCAGAUUCAUUGUCAGCUCCACAAAAAUGGAACUCCGUAAUCACCAAAGAGAAUUGCUAUGUGGGGUCUGAACCCACCUCUGUUCUUGACACUAGAAGAAGCCCAAGCCCACCUACAUCCACUUCAACCCUGUCUUCCUCUCUCGGCAGCGGCGGCGGCGUCGGAGCCACCGGCUCUGCGGACACCACCACGGGCUCAGGCUUGGCUUUGGCCUCGGAGGACCCAUCAGGUACAGCAACUCUAGUGGAAGAAAAAUGUGGGAUUAGAAUGGAGGACUGGGACAGUGUUCUAUCUGAGUCACCAGGUGAAGAAGAGUCCAUUAUGAAAUUGUUUAUGGCCGAUGUUGAUGGUCAGUCUCUGGGUUUGAACAAGCUUUUGCAGAGCGGGAGUGCUUCCCAGGAAAUGGAAUUCAACGCAGGAGGGUUUGGUGUGGUGGAUCAGGGAUUUGGGUUCGAACCCAUUAUCGAAACAGGAUCAAAUUGCUCUGAUUUUCACUUCAAUACCUCAAGUGUUCACAACUACAAUGCCAACUAUCUCUUGCCAGUUUCGUUUCCGUCCUUGGCGUUUCAACAACAACAGCAGCAGUUGGUCCAGUCUGUUGAGGCCAAGCCUCAGGCGUUCAGUGUCAUAAACCAAAACCAAGCUCAAAUGGCUCCAAAUGUUGUUAUGCCUUUUUAUUCCCAGCUGCAAGAGCACCACUUGGUUUCGCCGCCACCGGCAAAGAGGCUUAAUACUGGAGCCACCAUUGGUUCCAACUACAUGGCUCAAAAGUUCCAGUUUCCGAAUUCCGGGCAGGAGCAGCUCCAAUUGUUCCACCAGCAGAGGCCAACAACACUGGAAGUUUCAAAGCAAAAGGCCAUGAGUCCAGCAAUGGGAGAAGAAUUGGCGAACCACCAGCUUCAGCAGGCUUUGACUGACCAGCUUUCCAAGGCUGCUGAGCUGAUAGAAUCCGGGAAUUCAAUACUCGCGCAAGAGAUAUUGGCGCGGCUCAAUCACCAUGUCUCUCCUUUUGGUAAGCCUUUUCAACGGGCUGUUUAUUAUUUCAAGGAAGCCUUAGAAGUCUCACUCCACAUGAACGCCACUAAUUCAUUGGCUUUAUCACCUUUUAAUCUCAUUUUGAAGAUCGGAGCUUACAAAACUUUCUCUGAAAUCUCACCUCUGCUUCAAUUUGCCAAUUUUACUUGUAAUCAAGCCAUCCUUGAAGCCGUAGAAGGCCAUAAUAGAAUUCAUGUUAUUGACUUUGAUAUUGGCUAUGGUGGGCAAUGGGCUUCUUUUAUGCAAGAACUUGCCAUAAGAAAUGGUGGCGGUGGUGGCAGUGGUGGUGGUGGUGGUGGUGGGGUUUCCCUUAAGAUCACUGCUUUUGUGUCCCCAUCCACUCAUGACGAAUUGGAGCUCAGUUUCACUCAUGAAAACUUGAAACAUUUUGCUUCCGAAAUCAACUUGCCAUUUGAACUCGAAAUCUUUAGCCUUGAAAUGUUCAAUUCCGGUGGUUGGCCUUUACCUCUUCGUGCCUCAGACACCGAGGCUAUUGCAGUUAAUAUUCCAAUCAGUUCCUUUUUCAGCUACCCUUUAUCCCUCCCUUUGGUUCUCCGCUUUGUAAAGCAGCUUUCUCCCAAAGUUGUGGUGUCCUUGGAAAGGGGGUGGAAUCGAACUGCCCUUCCAUUCUCACUCCAAAUCAUUCACUCUUUAAAGUCUUAUGCAGGCCUGUUUGAGUCUCUUGAUGCCGUGAAUAUCAACUCCGACGCCCUUCAAAAGAUCGAAAGGUGCUUGCUUCAACCAGAAAUCGAAAAGAACAUACUGGGUUGCCGCCGUUCUCCUGAAAAAACUCCUCCAUGGAGGUCUUCAUUUUUGAGUUCUGGGUUUUCACCAUUGACGUUCAGUAAUUUCACAGAGUCUCAAGCCGAGUGUUUGGUGCAGCGGAGUCAAGUUAGAGGCUUCCAUGUUGAGAAGAAACAAACUUCACUUGUCCUAUGCUGGCAGCAAAAGGAGCUGGUCUCAAUCUCAGCUUGGAGUUGCUAAGGAACAAGAACAAAUACCCAGCAUUUUGAAAUUUGUGUCCUUAGCUUACUGAUAUCUUUGAACAGUUUUUUUUUUUUUUUUCAAUGCUAAUUGUCUAUGUGCUGUAGGCCUAUAAUAUUCAAUCAAGAAACCUAACUUGGUUACCUUUUAA